AUGUUUUUCAAUUAUGAAAACUUUAAACCGGAAUACUUAAGAAAAAAAUCCGGAAUUGGAGAUCAGAGAGAGGGAGCAGGCUUCUCUGCAACUUUGCACUUGAAAUCCAAAUUGCAAACCUUCCGGAAUUCUUCAACAAAGUUCUCCGCCAUAGUACGCUUCUCACAAAGUUUCUCAAGGUUUAAGUCUGAUGUAUAUGAUAUUGAUAAAUUUGACGUCGGCACCAAAAAUGCUAUUCUCGAAGCUUCUUUAAGUGUUGCCUCUCUUAUAAGUCGAACUGGUGACAAACUGGUAUAUAUUGGCUCUGGGACUAUCAUAGAGUGUGAGGCCUGUGAUGAAAGUUUCGUUGCUACUAUCUUAACCUCUGCAACUCUCCUGCAAGGUCCUGCUGGUCAAUCUUCUAUACCUCCUAAUCUCGAGAUUGAUGUAUAUUUAUCCAGCGGUAAAUUAUACCAGGGGCAAGUUUUGACUUAUGAUUUUCAUUACAACAUCGCAACUAUCAACAUCAAGUCUGAUGCGCUUCUUGCAACUGCUAAAUUUAGAUGUGUUGAUGAUAGUCUAGCAAUAGAUUCUAACACAUCUGGGCUAGCUGAUGUUGAUUUGCUGUUGCAUGGAGAUGAAGAAACAGGUUCAACUCGGUAUAAUUUGUUUCCUGGUGAACUUCUCAUAGCAUUAGCGCGUUACAGUCAGGAACCCCAUGAGAUUAUGGCUGCUCCUGGGUUUUUAAGUUGUGAUCAUUUAGGCCAUCAUUGCAAAGAGCUUUUGUUGACAACGUGCACAGUGAAUUGGGGUGCUGUUGGGGGACCCGUUAUCAAUUGUUAUGGAGAAGUCAUUGGAGUCAGCUUCUUCAUAGGCCCAUUCGAUGCAUUUUUGCCGAUAAAUAUAGCAUUGAAGUGUUUGGAGGAUCUGAAGGAAAAUAGGCAAGUUCCCCGGCCUUGGCUUGGAGCGUGUGUUGCUAAUCUUUACACUUCAAAGUUAGAGAAAUUGGAUGAACUGACCCGAACAUAUCCUCAUGUAGUCAAGGGAGCUAUAGUUGAACAGAUUAUGAAUGUGAGAACUCGUGCUUGUGUGAAAAGGACAAAGGUUUGCCAUUGGACUUUCUGGUCUGUUAGGAAAUGGCUUAUGGCAAGGGUUUUACUUGAAAAAAUUAAGAAGAGAAAGAGAAUUCAAACAAGAGAUACGAAGAUGAAGAUUAAGAAGAAAAAGAGAAUCCAAACAAGAGAUAGGAAGAUGAAGAUAAUAAAAUCUCCUGCCUGUAGUGCUGGUCUAUGUUGUGAUGAUGUUAUUACUAGAUGUGAUGGAAAUUCAGUAGGGGGCCCCCUUGAGCUCACUGAAGCAUUAUGGAACAAUGAAGGUAAGCCUGUUGAGCUGAUUGUGAUAAGGCCAAGAAUCGGUCAACUAAAGCUGACUGUGACAGUCGGCACUUGCCCAAAGAUGAAGAGGUGGCAUAUCCCAGGUGUUGAGUUCUUUUGGACAUUAGAAGAGCGACUAGCUUUGGAGAGAAAAGGUAAAAGUUGAAAUGGGGUAACAAAAGGCCGUUAGAUUUUUUACAAGUAGUUUGUUUAAGUCAAUUCAAAAGAGAAAUGUGUGUAAACACUGAGCAGCAUUUUCCAUGCUAUUGGAGUCCAUAUGAUUUUUAUUUAUAACGUUAUUAUGUUUUGUUUGGUUGGGUGUAGUAGUGUUUGAGUGCAUUGGGCUCAUUCGAGCAUGUAUUGAUGAAGAAGCAUGUAUGAAACUACAAACUAUACUUGAUUACAUGUGAAACAAAGAACAGUAAAUCCAAUCUGAAUGUAGUUAAGUGUAUCAACUAUUGUAACUCUUGAUCCA
Molecule: messenger RNA, 1827 nt
Organism: Trifolium pratense (red clover)
Lineage: Eukaryota; Viridiplantae; Streptophyta; Magnoliopsida; Fabales; Fabaceae
Exons: 16
Coding region: 1-1518 (505 amino acids)
Molecular function (GO): protein binding
Source: RefSeq, a predicted model, not a curated record